AUGUCCAUGCGCCGCAAUGUCCGGUUCCAACACCGAAACGGUGAGCGGCGCCUAAGCGUGUCGUCCGACAUCAGCGAUGCACCCUCGGAGCCUGCCAGCCCCGGCGGCAGAAAUGGCAGUGUCUCGAAGCAAUCUACGAUCCCCGAAGAAGAGAAACCCGCGCUGUCCGAAUACGAGAAGAAGAAACAGACCUUCAUCACCCGGACAAUAUGGACCUUCGUGAUGAUUGCGGGAUUCUUCAUCGCGCUGUUUUCCGGUCAUAUCUACAUUAUCGUCCUAAUUACCGCCGUGCAGAUCGUCUCCUUCAAGGAGGUUAUUGCCAUCGCCAACAUCCCCAGCAAAGAAAAGAACCUCCGCUUCACCAAGUCCUUGAACUGGUACUUCCUCGCCACGACCAUGUAUUUCCUGUACGGAGAGAGCGUCAUCUAUUAUUUCAAGCAUAUCUUGUUGGUGGACAAAGUGCUGCUACCGCUGGCAACACAUCAUCGCUUCAUCAGCUUCAUUCUAUACGUCAUGGGCUUCGUAUUUUUCGUCGGAUCACUGCAGAAGGGACACUACCGAUUCCAGUUCACUCAGUUUGCCUGGACGCAUAUGGCGCUGUACCUGAUCGUUGUUCAGGCGCACUUUGUCAUGAACAACAUCUUCGAGGGCAUGAUCUGGUUCUUCCUUCCGGCGUCUCUGGUUAUUACCAACGACAUUUUCGCCUACAUCUGCGGCAUCACCUUUGGACGCACGCAGCUCAUUCAACUCUCCCCUAAAAAGACGGUCGAAGGGUUCAUUGGCGCGUGGAUCUGCACCAUUAUUUUCGGUUAUUUCAUGACCAACAUGCUGAUGCGGUACAAGUACUUCAUCUGCCCAGUCAAUGAUCUGGGAUCGAACGUUUUGACCGGCCUGGAGUGCAUCCCGAACCCGGUCUUCACUCCGCAGCCCUACUCGCUUGAAUGGAUUGGCCUGGACAAGACCAUUUACGUCGAGCCGAUGCAGUUCCACAUCCUGAGCUUUGCCACGUUUGCUUCGCUCAUCGCUCCGUUUGGUGGAUUCUUCGCGUCUGGCCUGAAGCGUUCGUUCAAGAUCAAGGAUUUUGGCGAGUCGAUUCCCGGCCACGGCGGUAUCACCGACCGCAUGGACUGCCAGUUCAUCAUGGGUUUCUUCUCGUUUAUGUACUACCACAGCUUCAUUGCCGUUUACAAGGCUAGCGUUGGAGACAUCAUUGAGACCGCUAUCAACGGCCUGACUGUUGACCAGCAGCUCGAGGUCGUGCGCGGCCUAGGCAAGUACCUGUACAAUCAGGGCGCAGUAUCGGAAUCGGCAUUGGAAUGCCUCGCCACCGAACUCAAACGCUAA
Penicillium lagena is the source of this 1344-nucleotide messenger RNA. It is a transcript of the gene cds1, whose product is annotated as phosphatidate cytidylyltransferase. The transcript has 4 exons. NCBI's taxonomy places the organism in Eukaryota, Fungi, Ascomycota, Eurotiomycetes, Eurotiales, Aspergillaceae. The record is from RefSeq and is a predicted model, not a curated record. Gene Ontology annotation, cellular component: endoplasmic reticulum membrane. Gene Ontology annotation, molecular function: phosphatidate cytidylyltransferase activity. The coding region runs from base 1 to 1344 and encodes 447 amino acids.